This is a messenger RNA of Cynara cardunculus var. scolymus (artichoke), 3237 nucleotides long. RefSeq names its product receptor-like protein kinase HAIKU2. The record is from RefSeq and is a predicted model, not a curated record. NCBI's taxonomy places the organism in Eukaryota, Viridiplantae, Streptophyta, Magnoliopsida, Asterales, Asteraceae. The transcript is spliced from 2 exons. Gene Ontology annotation, molecular function: receptor serine/threonine kinase binding; protein kinase activity; ATP binding. Bases 64 to 3003 code for a protein of 979 amino acids. Gene Ontology annotation, biological process: protein phosphorylation.
AACACGUUUUCACCCAAUAAACAAUUCUUUCCUCCAUCAUCUCCUCUUCCUCAGGCCGCCGGCAUGUCGUCGGAACCAAUCUCCGGCCAUCACCUCGUCCUUCUAUCUCUUCUUUGCUUGGUAUGUCACUCUUCUUCCCAAUCUGACCAGCUUCAACCUCUUCUAAAAUUCAAAUCUGCUCUCUCAAAUUCUAACUCACAAGUGUUUAAAACAUGGAACGGAGAAACCCCCAUCUGCAACUUCACGGGGAUUGUCUGUGGUUCUGAUGAUUCCGUCAAAGAAAUCAAUCUUUCGCAGCAACAACUCGUGGGGACUCUUCCGUUUGAUUCGAUUUGUUCUCUGCAAUCACUCGAGAAAAUCUCUCUUGGAACAAAUCUUUUGUAUGGUAAUAUCAGUAACCACUUAUCGAAUUGCACCCACUUACAGUACCUAGAUUUGGGACAGAAUUUCUUCUCCGGCGAAGUCCCGGAUUUAUCUCCGUUAACCCAGCUCAAGUUCUUGAACUUAAACCUCAGUGGUUUUUCCGGGAAAUUUCCAUGGAAAUCGCUCGAAAAUCUUACUGGACUUGCUUUCUUGAGUUUAGGAGACAACCCGUUUGAUAAAAGUCCUUUUCCUUUGGAAGUAUUAAAGCUUCAGAAGCUAUACUCUCUUUACCUUUCAAACUGUAGCAUUGAAGGGAAAAUACCGGAAGAAAUUGGAAACCUCACCCUGUUAGAAAGUUUUGAGCUGUCCGAUAACUACUUGGUCGGAGAGAUUCCGGUGGGAAUCACGAAGCUUACAAAGCUUCAGAUGCUUGAGCUCUACAACAAUGAACUUUCUGGGAUUCUUCCGGGUGGGUUCAGGAACCUCGUAAAUCUUUCAUGGUUUGAUGUUUCGAAUAACAGUCUUGAAGGUGAUCUUUCGGAGUUACGGAGCCUGACUAAAAUGGAAUCUCUACAGUUGUUUGAAAACAGUUUUCACGGUACAAUCCCUGAAGAAUUCGGAGAAUUCAAAUUUCUAACGCAAUUUUCGAUCUAUGAUAACAAGUUCACCGGAGAACUCCCUGCAAGAAUUGGGUCUUGGGCUAAUUUUCAAUACAUAGAUGUAUCAGAGAACUUUUUGACUGGUUCGAUUCCACCGGACAUGUGCAAAAUGGGGAAAAUGGAAAAGUUUUUGAUGCUUGAGAACAAUUUCACAGGCGGGUUGCCGGAGAAUUAUGCCGGCUGCUCUUCCUUGCUUCGGUUGAGAGUGAGUAAUAAUUCACUUUCCGGCAGAGUUCCAGAUGGGAUUUGGAGUUUGCCCAAUUUAAGAAUGAUUGAUCUUGCACUGAAUCAGUUUGAGGGUCAAGUGCCACCAAAUAUUGGUGAAGCAAAGUCAUUGGCACAACUUCUUCUAGGAAACAAUCAGUUUUCCGGUGAAUUGCCGGAGGAAAUAACCAAGGUUACAUCUCUGGUGGAAAUUGAGUUGCUUUCGAAUCAGUUUUCUGGUAAAAUUCCAUCAAGAAUUGGUGAGUUGAAGAAGCUAAGCAAUCUACAUUUGCAAGAUAACAUCUUUUCCGGUGCUAUUCCGGAGUCUUUGGGUUCAUGUACCUCUCUUGAUGAGAUAAACCUUGCCGGAAAUUCACUAUCCGAUCAAAUUCCGGCGAGCCUUGGUUCUUUACCGAGCUUGAACUCUUUAAACCUAUCGACUAACAAACUUUCUGGUGAAAUUCCGGCGAGUUUGUCAUCGUUGAAAUUGAGCCUUAUUGACUUGUCAAACAACAUGUUGAUUGGGCGUGUACCGCAGCCUCUCAUAUUAAUGGCUUACAGUGACAGCUUCGCCGGAAAUCCAGGGUUAUGUGCCGAUGGACGUAAAGAUCUCCGGCCAUGUUCACCGGUUUCUCACAAAUCCGGCCAAUUAAAAGUUGCAGUAUAUUGCUUCAUUGCUGGUGCUGUUGUGUUACUGUUGUCGUUAUCAGGUUUUCUCAUCGUAAAGUUACGGCAAAACGACGACAAAAGUCCGAUGAAUCGGGGGUUUUCAUGGGAUGUAAAACAAUUUCAUGUUCUAAAGAUUAGUGAAGAUGAGGUAAUAAGAUCCCUAAAACAAGAAAAUAUAAUCGGAAAAGGCGGCUCCGGCAACGUCUAUAAAGUCGUUCUGAGAUGCGGGGAACAACUAGCCGUGAAACACAUGUGGAAGUCCGAACCCGAUUCCGGUAGUUGGAGGAGUAGCCGGAGUAGCGCUGCAAUUUUACCGAAAGGGAAAAGCCAGUGGCGGGAGUAUGAAGCCGAGGUGGCCGCUUUGAGUUCACUUCGGCACAUGAACGUGGUCAAAUUGUAUUGUAGCAUCACGAGUGAGGACUCGAAUCUAUUGGUAUACGAGUAUAUGCCAAACGGGAGCUUGUGGGACCGGCUACAUACGUAUCAGAAGAUCGAGAUGGAUUGGAAUGUUAGGUAUGAUAUCGCCGUGGGGGCGGCAAGGGGGUUGGAGUAUCUACAUCACGCUUGCGAUAGACCAGUGAUACAUCGCGACGUGAAGUCGAGCAAUAUUUUGUUGGAUGAAGAGAUGAAGCCAAAAAUAUCCGAUUUUGGUCUAGCCAAGAUCGUGCAAACAGGAAAGGCCAUGGAUUCGAGCCAUGUCAUUGCGGGAACAUAUGGUUACAUCGCUCCUGAAUACGGAUACACAUAUAAUGUAACGGAGAAAAGUGACGUGUAUAGUUUUGGGGUUGUGCUGAUGGAGUUGGUAACGGGAAAAAAGCCCGUGGAAGCCGAGUUUGGCGAAAACAAGGACAUAGUUCAAUGGGUUCAUAGCAAAAUGAGAAGCAAAGAGGAUGCGAUGGCGUUGGUGGAUUGUAGCAUCACGAAGGACGCACAAGAGGAGGCGGUUGAGGUGUUGAGCAUUGCGGUCCAUUGCACGAUGAAGGUUCCGGCGUUGAGGCCCUCGAUGAGGAUGGUGGUGAAAAUGUUGGAAGAAAUCGAGCCUAAGUCGCUUGCCGAGAUAGUAAUCGAUAAAAAGGGCGAAAACGGAAAUUCAUAUGGUAAAAGCUGAUAUUUUUUUUUGUGAAGGAAUGAGGUGAGGAAAAUGUUGAAACGAUGAUCGUAAAAGUAUAAUCAUCGUUACGUUUUUGUAGUUGUAUAUUUAAGUUAUGUAAUUAUUGUUUCCGUUGUAUCAUACGUUAAAAGAUUACGUACUUCUACAAAAUAAUGUACGACUUUCAAUAAGUGUAAUUUUGCUAUGAGGUUUAGUGGAAUCUUUAAAGGGACCUUAACUUCGAUAAGUUCA